UGGCAUCGGAAUCAGAAUCAUAAGCAGAAUAGAAUACAGAAUCGGAUAUUCGCGGAUACGGUGGAGCAAAGGAAGAAGCUUGAAGUUUGCAUUCGAUUGACAUGCGUCGAUGGUGAAGUGGAUGAUCGAUGGAAAAAGUAAAUAAGAGAACAAGGUUUGCGAUUGGGACCGCGAGAUGUCAGUGGCGUAUACGAUGCUGCGAGUCAAAGAAACGCCGUGCGCGGCUCGCAUCGUCCGUCAGAGUAAACACAAGCACGAUCUCGAGCAAGAGGUACCUCGUGCGCUGCCAAGUCAGUGGCAGAUACUUUUUGACGAGUGUUUUAGACACGAACAGAUAAGAAAAACGACAUCGUUGGAAUAAAAGUGUUUGGAAAGUAAAGCGUGCAAGGGAUAGGCGAAGGGAUAGGUAAUGAUAAGCGAGGAGUAUAUAGAGCAGCAGCGGUGAGAAGAGGACAUCGUCGCAUCGUCGGUGAGGGCAUUGUCAAGACGCUUAAUGUGCGCGGUGCGGGCGCGUGGUACGCUCGAGGCGGCCACAAAUGAAGAAGAGGGAAGCCACGACGAGGGUGGUAGAGAGGGAAGAUGUCGAGUGGCUCGGUCUCGAAGCUCGUGAACGGUGAGAAUAAGAAGGAAAACGUUCACGGGUACGAGUACGGGAACAGGAAGGAGAACGAAAGCGGCGCUGCUGGCAGCACUGGCUCUUCUAUAGUUGUUCUCGCUGGUGAUACUAGUAACGGUCCUACUAUCGUUGCUACCGCUUGUACUGGUACUACUGCGUCUAAUACCACUAGUAACGCCGGUAGUGGCAGUGAUAAUAGUGAUAGUGGUUGUUCCGCUGAUAGUAGUGGUAACGGUGACAGCGGCAGUAAUAGCGGUGUCUGUGUUACCGGCUUGACCGCCGGGGGCGUCGUUGGCAGCGUGGAGUUUCGCGACGUAAACUCUGAUCUAAAAACAGCGGAAAAUCUCGAAACGAUACGAGAUCAAAGGGAAACGAACGACGAGACAGAGUUUAGCGAAACAGAAGUUCGAGACCUGUACUCGAGGUGUUGCAUCGAGACGCCAAUCGUAACUCUUACCACUACCACUACUACUACCAACACCACCGAUACCACUACUAUCAUCGAUCACGACGAACCAACGACCACGGCUGUUUCUGCUACUUCUUGUUACGAAGAAGACGAAGAAGAGGACAACGAGGAGGAGGACGACGACAACAUGGUUGCGGCGAUGAAUGAACACUUGUCCACCACGUCGGCAACCAGCGGCGUUCGGAGUACCACGGUCUCGACGACCAGCACCACCGUUAAUUCCGUUAUUAACCAGAACAAUAGUUGUUCGCGCAAUGAAUUCCAAAAUGUUGGUGAAAACGGCAAACCAGCCGCUGGAAUACUCAGUUUCCCUUGUGAUUUCGAUCACAUGUACGCCAGUAUGACAGACGGCGGAGCUCCGGCGGUCGCCACUGCCACUUCUGCUCUCGGUGUCAGUCCUCUUCGAGGUAACGAACCUCGUCAGAACGAUUUCACUGAGGUAAAACACCUCAAAGAGUUGUUGCUUCUUCAUCUCGAUUUGAUUCAACAACAAUCCGAACAAAUCGUCACCAAGGACAAACUGUUAGCGGCUCUUCGACAGGAAAACGAAACGCUUAAGUUACGUUUGGAGCGUAUGGACAGACGUGUCAACUUACAAAAAUUACGAUCGGAAAGUAACGAAAAUUCUAUUACGUCGGAGCAUAUCGGAACGUGUUCACCUCCAACCAUCAAUUCUGUGAAUGUGCCGUCGACCAGUGAAAUACACAGAAACGUUCAGUCCGAGAACAAUAAUUCUCGGUAUAACGAAAGCUUUAAAAUUCGUUUGAACACCACCGGUGGAAUUACUACCGUCAAGCAAGAAUUGAAUGAUAAUCAAGGCAAACUCGAAACAAAGGUAGAACCUAGUAGUGAUAUUAGAUUAGAUUGGGAAGACAAGAAAAAGAGAAGAUCGGACCCGAUACCCUUGUCUGGUGGAAGCAAAAGAAAAAGAGGUGUCUCGUGUUCGUCUACCAUUAGUAAUGACACUACGGUACAGGAUAAGGUGUUAAUUCAUGAAACUGGUAGAAAAAGUGAUAGAAAAGGAAAAUUAUUCUCAAAGAAGGAAUCUUUCCUCACGACAGAAGAACAUUAUUACACAGCUGUCGGAGAUCCUAAUUAUACGUUAAGUUUGAAGGAACCUAGUCCAGUGGAAAGCGAUACCUCCUUGGAAGUUCCAAAUUGGAGAGUGAAGAUAUAUACGAGCUGUUACACGAUGGAAGGGACUGAAAAUUUAGACGACGAAAUUUUUAACAAAAGGCAUUUAAAACUGGAAAAUGACGAGAGGAGAAGAAAAAGAUGGGAUGUACAAAGGAUAAGAGAGCAGAGGCACAUCGAAAAAUUAAAGCAGAGACAAGAACGUCAGAAUCACCAAGCUACGUGUUACAACACGAAUCACACAGGACCCUGCCCUUCGGCGGUCGAAGAAGAAGCCGUAUCGUCGUUAUGGCCUGAUAUAGAACAAAUACACAGUCUUCAAGUGGAUCCCCAAUUACCUGUUACUGCAUUUGGUGCUCCUAUUCCUAGUUUUUCUCCGAGCGAAUUUUCUUUACCUUGGUCAAACAUGCCACGAUCGAAUAGUCGGCGUCCAAAACGAUCGACAGGUAGAAGAAAAUCCACCAGGAGAUAAACAGUUUUACGACAUCAGACAGGACUACCUUUGUCUGAUAAUUUUUAAUCUUUAUUGUAGACUUGCUUCCUUAUAUUUUUGUUUUUUUUUUCUCUCUUUUCUAAAACCAUAUACUUUUUACUACAUGAAUAGGGGCACCAAAGAUAUUUUUAUUACAUUUUUUAAAAUAUAAUCCAGGAAAGAUGACUGUAACUAAUAGAAGUACCUACUACUUUUUUAUUUUCUACGUAUUUGUCUAUAGAAUGUAUUCACUGAACGAAGUUUAAACAAAAAGUGCUGAUCUAAAAAUACCCAUUUAUUAAAAUCGAUGAGAUCAUUUUACUUAUACAACUAAUGCCUAUCGUCGCGAUUUGAUAAAAACGUUAUUCAUUUAUUUGAUUUUAAUUAGUAUUUAUUAUUUAUAUCUGUGAAAUCUCAAUUGGGAUCGUACAAAUUAUAAUAAUCAUCUUAAACAUUCAGAUUAAAUGUAUCUUUUUCCAAAAAAUUGUGUAAAAUGAAUUAAUGAAUUUAAUUGAACUGAAAUGAGGAUGCUACGGAUGUUUGCCCAAAAAGGUUUGAUAUAAAAGCAAUAUUGUGCGUGAGCAAACAAUACGGUUUAUUUUACAUUCUUCGUAGCCCCUUUUCUUUGGUCUCGAAACGAUACCAAGGAAAGGUAUUCGUACCUACGGAAUUGUUCCACAACUAUUUCCAAAAAGUACCAAUGGUACAGAUGCAUUUAUUGUAUUACACAGAUGUAUUUAUCGUUAAGGACUAGAAUACUCUCGAAUGGUGGAAAUGUGUAGUUUGUAAUGUAAAGCUUGGAGAGUUGAAAACCAUAUUGGAUCAAAUUUUGUUAAUCGCAUUAACAAAAAUAAUACGUACGAAAAUAUGUUCGAUCCAUUAUGGUUUCCAACUGUCUGUAAUGUUUUCAUUGCAAUUUAUUCUCGUAACUAUCUGAUGCGUUCAUCCAGAAACUUAUCUUAGCUAUGUUGUACCCUUUGUGGACCACUUUGUAGUGUAAUAAAUGUAAAAAGCGUAAUUAUCUAUGAAAGAUUUAAAAAUAUUCAAAGGCGUAACUAUCGUCUUCCUGAAAUAUCAGAAAUACAUCGAAAGCACGAAUAUCUCGGGAUUGCAAAAACACUAUAUUCGUGUUCCAAAUUUGUAGCUUAUCGUAGGAAGAUUAAUUUGGCGUAUUUGGUUGAACGAUAAAGUCAUAAAAAUAACGGAAUAGAAAAUCUAAUAUUAAUGGAUUUAUUCGACAAACUAUAAAGCGAGAUACUUAAAAACUUGAAACAUGUAUUUUUUUAACUCGAAUUCUGAGUACUGUUACGCUUAGUACACGAGUGUGUCGGAGUGCUAUUUAACAAAUGUGGUAAAUACA
Hylaeus anthracinus is the source of this 4051-nucleotide messenger RNA. Its product is annotated as serine-rich adhesin for platelets-like. Gene Ontology annotation, cellular component: MSL complex. The coding region runs from base 580 to 2691 and encodes 703 amino acids. The record is from RefSeq and is a predicted model, not a curated record. The transcript is spliced from 4 exons. NCBI's taxonomy places the organism in Eukaryota, Metazoa, Arthropoda, Insecta, Hymenoptera, Colletidae.